Gymnogyps californianus (California condor) is the source of this 2838-nucleotide messenger RNA. RefSeq names its product autophagy related 14 (gene ATG14). Bases 1 to 1476 code for a protein of 491 amino acids. Gene Ontology annotation, biological process: mitophagy; cellular response to starvation; autophagosome assembly. The transcript has 10 exons. Gene Ontology annotation, cellular component: phosphatidylinositol 3-kinase complex, class III; extrinsic component of omegasome membrane; autophagosome. The record is from RefSeq and is a predicted model, not a curated record. Lineage: Eukaryota; Metazoa; Chordata; Aves; Accipitriformes; Cathartidae.
AUGGCGUCUCCCAGCGGCUGCCGGCCGCAGCCCGGCGGGCAGGGCGGUGGCGCCGGGGCCGGGCCGGCGGCUCUGCGGGGCGCCGAGGAGGACGCCGAGGGGCUGUACGUGGCGGUGGAGCGGUGCCCGCUCUGCAACACCACGCGCCGCCGCCUCACCUGCGCCAAGUGCGUCCAGAGCGGCGACUUCGUCUUCUUCGACGGUCGCGACUCCGAGAGGUUUUCAGACAAGAAAGAAAGGCUGAUGCAUCUUAAAACCAAACAGAGAGAAUUCCAAAACCAUGUUUUGAAGGCCAUGGAAGGGAAAGAGAUAACUGAUCAGCUGAGGUGGAAAAUAAUGUCUUGCAAGAUGAGGAUUGAGCAGCUGAAACAGACCAUUUGCAAAGAAAAUGAUGAAAUGACAAGACAUGCGGAGGGGCUUCUGAGAAUUAAAGAGGAGAACCAGAAGCAUUAUCGCAGGGCUCAGCGGCAUCAGGAGAAGAAAGAGAAGAUCCAGAGGCUUAACCGCAAGCUGGGAGACUUGGUAGAGAAAAAAACCUAUGACUUGAAAACCCAGUAUGAACAUCUGGCAAAUCUUCGUCGGACUCAUAUCCUGGAGCUAACAUCAGUCAUAUUUCCCAUUGAAGAAGUAAAGACAAGCAUGAGAGAUCCUGCGGAUGUGUCUUCUGAGAGUGACAACGCUAUGACCUCUAGCACUGUGAGCAAGCUCGCGGAAGCCAGGAGAACCACGUAUCUCUCUGGGAGAUGGGUGUGCGAUGAUCAUAAUGGGGACACCAGCAUCGGUAUCACAGGGCCUUGGAUAACCCUUCCUAAUAAUGGAGACUACUCAGCGUAUUACAAUUGGGUGGAAGAGAAGAAGACUACACAAGGACCAGAUAUGGAACAUAAUAACCCUGCUUAUACCAUCAGUGCUGCAUUGUGCUAUGCAACUCAGCUCGUUAACACUCUGUCUCUCAUACUUGAUGUAAAUCUUCCCAAGAAGCUCUGCAACAGCGAGUUCUGUGGAGAGAAUCUCAGCAGACACAGGUUCACGCGGGCAGUGAAGAAGCUGAAUGCUAAUAUCCUUCACCUUUGCUUCUCUCAGCAUGUGAAUUUAGAUCUGUUGCACCCACUGCAUACGCUCAGGAACCUUAUGUACCUGGUCAGCCCCGACACGGAGAACUUGGGCAGGUCUGGGCCUUUCGAAAUUAGUGCUGAUCUUGAAGACUCCAUGGAGUUUGUGGAUCCCAGCGCCACCGGCGAAACCGAUGAGAGCGGAGAUGAGCACGUCAGCGAUGAAGAGACGGACCUAGGGACAGACUGGGAGAAUCUGCCAAGCCCCAGGUUCUGCGAUAUCCCCUCUCAGCAGGUGGAGAUGCUGCAGAGCCAGAGCACGCAGGCAUCUCAGCCCAUUGCCAGCAGCAGCGCCGGUGGAAUGAUCUCGUCGGCUGCUGCCUCGGUGACCUCAUGGCUGAAGGCGUACACUGGACAUCGCUAGUGAGCAUGGGAAAAGGAUCAUAGGAUUUGUGGAAGGAAUCCCUCCCCGACAAUGCUGUAGUAAACCUUACAUAUUCAGUUAAGUAGUGCCUGGAACAAAGAAAAGGUCAGACUUUCAUUUUGUAAACCAGAAAAACCUUUUUAUUUACCCAAGAUGACUGUGAUGGUACCAUUUUGUAAAUUAGCUAGCUACGUACUUCUGACGGAUUCUGUGACGGCACUUUGUGUCUUGGUUCUGUCUGCAUUGUUGAGUAUCGAAGAAAAAGGACCCGGCAGCCUCCAGCUCUACUUUCUAAAGAAGAAAACAGGUUUUGGAGUGUUUGGAUCGGGAUGAGUACGGAGAGAAGGCUGCUCAGUGUGCAGUCUGGACAGUGGUGCAAAUGCAGUCCGCAUUUUCUUAACUCCUUACAGGAUUUUCGUUUGUGUGUGUUUUAAAUCUGUCUUGCAUAACGCAAAAAUGCAUAUUUCUAAAUUUUUUUCAUUCAGGACAUGAAAAUUACGCAUUUUUAACAUGUUUUCUAAUCUCUGUUGCCAUAUUUUUAAUACAAAGAAUCAGCAUGGACAGGAAUUCACACAGCGAAUUGCUCUUAUUUUAGAUUUGGUUGUGAAUCUUCACCCAGUUUUGCCGUAGAAAACUGGCUUGUUUCAUGCUGUUUCCACUGGUAGGUAGUCUAGAAGUUUUGUGUUGUGCUGUCCAAAGCACACAGGCUCUUUACUCUUAAUAUCAUACACCAAAGAAACACUGGACGUUCUCUUAGCUAGACCCACAUCUGAUGCUGAUACAGGAUUGCGUUGUUGCAAUAAUAUUCAUCAGUUACGACACCAUGUUGCCACUUCUUAAUAUUAAAAAAACCCUGAUUUCAAGCUAGUUUAAUGAAGUCACAUGUUCUCCACACUACAUGCAUUUUAAACCCUAUUCUAUUUUAUGUUUAUGGUGGGGUUUUUUUUUUUCUUCUUCUUUACUGAAUGCCAAGAAGUUGAUUUCAUUUCACUGCAGAAAUGCUCACAGCGCGGCCGGCUCGCUUGUAAAACUACAGGAGGUGCGAUACUGACAGAUGCGUUCGUUAACAAGUGCUCCUCCACUUCCUCUGCCUUGCGGUAUGUAUUACUUAAAGAUGGGUUUGCUCAGUGAGGCUUCCAACGUAUGGUUUACAUUUUAUAUAGUUGGGACACUGUACUUCUCCACGGGGUAAACUAACGUCAAAGCAUCCUCCCGUCCCUCCAAGAGGGAAGAUUUUGGCCGCUCUUCCCGGUAGCUUCCCUGUGGCGACGCAGCUCGUAACGGGGGCACGGCGAGGCUGCAGGGAGCGAUGCACGAGCCGUGUCCCGGCCGUCGGGCAGUGUCCUCCUGCCUGCGUGAAGU